GAGCGCAGGGCCCGCGGGCCGAUGGCGGAGCGCGGCCAUGGCGCUGGCGCUGGCGCUGCUGUGGCAGGCGCUGGGCCGGGUGUGGCGGAGCCCCGGCAGUAGCUCUCGCCAUGAGCCCCCGAGCCGCGCCAUGGAGCACGACAGGGCCAUCGAGGUCUACGAUAUCAUCCGGACCAUCCGGGACCCGGAGAAGCCCAACACUUUGGAAGAACUGGAAGUGGUGACGGAAAACUGCGUGGAGGUGCAGGAGAUAGGGGAGGAUGAAUAUCUGGUCAUCAUCAGGUUUACACCAACAGUACCUCAUUGCUCCUUGGCCACUCUCAUCGGCCUUUGUUUAAGAAUAAAACUUCAGAGGUGUUUGCCUUUUAGACACAAGCUGGAAAUCUACAUUUCUGAGGGCACACAUUCCACGGAGGAGGACAUCAACAAGCAGAUCAACGACAAGGAGAGGGUGGCGGCGGCAAUGGAGAACCCCAACCUGCGGGAGAUCGUGGAGCAGUGCGUGACCGAGCCCGACUAGGGACCCUGCCCCUGGGCACAGCCCUGCUGCAAGCUGAGGGAAAUAAUAAUAAUCAAGGCCUUGAGUUUAAUACUUGAGUUAUUUUUAUCUUCCCUGCAUUUUUGUUUUUUGGGUUUUUUUUUUUAAGAGAAAUGGUUUAUGAGAUAGGUUUAAAUGAUGAGGAAUCGGUCUCUGAAGGAAGUCCAGUGUAUAGCGAUGGAAGUUUGUAAUUUUUGGUGCCCAGAGGAAUAUUUUGUGAUUCAGAGCAAGGCACCUGCAUUGCCUUCUGAGAGACGCUGUGAUAUAAAUUCAGUUUUGCAAGUUAAAUUUCUAUGUUGUUUCAAUCGCUGCACUGUAAAAAUAAACCAGAUUCUUGUACUGAAA
Messenger RNA from Hirundo rustica (Barn swallow), 883 nucleotides. RefSeq names its product cytosolic iron-sulfur assembly component 2A (gene CIAO2A). The record is from RefSeq and is a predicted model, not a curated record. The transcript is spliced from 5 exons. The coding region runs from base 38 to 520 and encodes 160 amino acids. Lineage: Eukaryota; Metazoa; Chordata; Aves; Passeriformes; Hirundinidae.